UUUAAGAAAAGAAUGAUAAACAUAGGGAUGAAAUUAACGAAAAAUGCUAAACCUUCAAAUAUCCAGAAUUAUAAAAAAUUUAUAAAGGACCAUAUUCAAAAAUAUGAAAUUAUUAAAAAAAAUACUCUUGCUACAUUUAACAUAUAUUACAGCGUAUUUUCGGAAAUCUAAUAUCCAAAUCAAAAAUACCCAAUAUUUUUGUUAUCCCAUCAUCAUAUUGUCCUUUAAUAUGGAAUGGCAUAAUAACAAUAAAUCAGGGUGUUUAUAAAGGAUGUGCUUUUAAAUUUAUUAUAUUAAUGUGUAUGAAUUAUCCAAAUCAACAAGAGCAACCAGCUAGAUUAUUUUUUUGCAGACCUCCAUUUCACCCUCAAGUUCAUCCCACAACAGGAGAAUUAGAUUUAAGAAAAAAAUUUGCUAAUUGGGAUAAAAAUAAAAAUAGAUUGGUUGAAGUUAUACAAUAUAUCUAUGAUAUAUUCUAUAACAUAAAUUCAUUUUCAAUUGGAGAAAGUCCUUUGAAUUCAGAAGCUGCCAUUCUCUUUGCUCAAAAUCUUAAAUUAUUUUUGAAACAAAUUUCAAUAAAAUAUAAACAUGAAUAUGGUCCUGACAAUGUUGCAAUAGAGGAGGACACAAAUGAUAUUAAAGCACAUAUCGAUAAUUAUAAUGAUUUGCAUAGAAUUGAUGAUUCCAUGACUAAAACGAUAAAACCCGGCCCCCUGGAUCCCGUCAUCGACCAUCCCGGACCCCCGAUCACGGGCUGUAUUUUUCCCAUUCAGACUGGGGGACCCAUCGAUCCAAAUAUCACACUGGCGCCCAACGUACAUUCGAUAAUCUACGACCCGGAAGAACCAACAGAUCAUUACCUCGAACGUUUUAUGCUUAUCCACCGACAUCAACCUGAGGCAAAUUUACUAUCCUUAUUCUUAUCAUCAUGCGGUCACAGCCUAUAUUCAAAAUUAAAGUUAGCCUUUUCACCAAGGCCUAUGUUGGAAAUGUCAAUAGAGGACGUAAAAACGAUUUUGGGAAACAAUAAUAACAACAAAGGUCUAUCAAUCAACAAGCUUCGUCAACGCAUCCAGCAAGAUGGCGAAACGAUUACUGAAUAUGCGGAAGCUUUGAUAGCUUUGGCCUCACAGUGCGAUCUAGGCAGCUGGGACCUUUUCCUGUCCUCCCAAUUCGGAGCGGGGAUACAAUCCUCCGGAAUAAGAGGUCACGUAAUCACGUCCGAUAAUAUAACGUUUAAAGGGAAGUUAAAAAUUGCGCAAACCUGGGAAAUGGCCGUUAACCAAAAUAAUGCGACAAACCACGCCUACAGCAACCAAAUAAACAUACCCACUAUACACAUCUUCAAAACACCCCGCAAACAUUUGAGAAUUACUAUCAACCCCCACGUCGGAAUUUCCCACGGAAUGAUAACCCAACCUGUUACAAUUGCGGGAACGUGGGGCAUUAUAGAUUCAAUUGCCCAAUAAAACAAACUUUCAACAAUUAUAACUCCUCUCAGUAUACUCCUCGAAAUAUACCUCCGACCCAACCCAAUUUCCCGGCAAUAGCCUACCCAGCGACUAACAGAGUACUACCCGAGACUAAAAAGGUAGAAAACAAAGAGUAU
This is a messenger RNA of Gordionus sp. m RMFG-2023, 1609 nucleotides long. RefSeq lists its product as uncharacterized. The record is from RefSeq and is a predicted model, not a curated record. Bases 297 to 1469 code for a protein of 390 amino acids. The transcript is spliced from 5 exons. Lineage: Eukaryota; Metazoa; Nematomorpha; Gordioida; Chordodea; Parachordodidae.